Fusarium oxysporum Fo47 is the source of this 1830-nucleotide messenger RNA. RefSeq names its product heterokaryon incompatibility protein-domain-containing protein. The record is from RefSeq and is a predicted model, not a curated record. The transcript has a single exon. Lineage: Eukaryota; Fungi; Ascomycota; Sordariomycetes; Hypocreales; Nectriaceae. The coding region runs from base 1 to 1830 and encodes 609 amino acids.
AUGACUAAUUCACAACAACAAGUAUUGCCAUCACUAGCACAAGUCAACACCAAAUUCUGUUAUUCUCCUCUCACAUAUAAUAAUGAGGAAAUAAGACUACUUGAGCUUACCAGCCCCGUCUCAAUGCAUUCUCGACCAAUAUGCAAGCUCCACACAGUACCUAUCCAUAAGGCUCCACGAUAUAAAGCUCUUUCGUACUGCUGGGGUCUCAACCAAAGCAAAACUUCAAUCUUGUUGAAUGGCAAAGAGUUCUCAGUAACCGAAAAUCUACUGGAGGCUCUAGAAACCCUCCAAAAGGAACCAGGCUUUUACUGGGUUGAUGCGAUCUGCAUUAACCAAGCUGAUCUUCAAGAGAGAGGCUUGCAGGUCAACCGUAUGAAAACCAUAUUCAGCACAGCUGAGCAGGUUGUAGUCUGGCUAGGCGGAAAUGUCCAACUCGCUUUCCUUUAUCCAACAACAGCUGAGAUCACUCAGCCAGAUGAGGGACGCUCCAGCUUUUUUGGCAAUGCAUAUUGGCGAAGAGUAUGGGUUGUACAGGAGUUCGCUGUCUCCACGAGUGUCAUCAUUCUGUAUCAGAACGGGCGCAUCACUUGGAAUGAGUUACUAGGGUUUAUGGAAUCACCGUCAGUGGUGGGAAGAAAUGUUAACACCGCGUCACAAGACUGGGAAGGGGUCGAAUGCAUCACGAGACUCAUUAGCCUACGUCAAGGUUUCAUACGGCGUUCCCCUGUCUAUCUGCUGGACCUGUUGCGGCGUAGCCGAUCACUACUAGCUACAGAUAAGCUCGACAAGGUAUACGGGCUUCUUGGGCUCGCUCAUGAUGGCGACAGAUUUGUUCGAUAUCCCCAAUAUGGUAUUUCACCAAGAACCUUAUACAAGCGGAUGGCCACAUCCCUGUUAGAAAAAACAGGGAACCUAUACAUUCUUUGCCUCAGGCACGAUCUAAAGGACGAUUAUCUCCCAUCUUGGGUUCCCCAGUGGUUUGAUGUUCACGAUAUACGAUCGCGGGAUUGGAUUGGCUAUAUGAUUCGAAGAAGCACAUUACCAGACGUGGGCCCGCUAGUCUACGACUUACCUCGAGUUCAGGGCAAUGUUCUCAGCGUGCGAGGCAAGGUGAUAGACGUCCUUACAAGUCUCACGACACCUUGCUAUGCUGGUGGUUCUUCACGAGCGUCUCACGAAGUCCCAACCAUCUCUGAGUCAAGGUCGAACCCCUACGGCUGUGACGACAAUAUUUAUUUUGCGAUUGUCAAAUCAUUGUGUUUUGGGCUGAACCUUUUUGGAAGCAGCCUGACAAACCAUAUCAUCGACCAAAAAAUGGAUAUCUCCAAAUUGCUAAGAACUCGCCUCAGUUGUUGGAUAGCCGAUAACGAAGACUUUCAGGUCGGGGGAAAGGGGCUGCCCUCCUGGACCAGAGAGACGUACGGAGACAUACUAAGAACAAACUCAUAUUUGCUUCGGGACAGCCCAUUUGUCACAAACCUUUUGAUUCGGUCUUUGGGGUUAAGUCCUGAAGUUGUUGCCCGUCUGACAACUCCCAGCGACGAUGUAUUGCGGUUUUAUAAGGAGGUGGACGAUGGUUUAUACACUUUCUCAGCUGCGCAAAUGCGUUUAACUAUCACAGAACAAGGGCUUAUAGGUGUUGUGAUGAGUGAGGCCUCUCAGGGCGACACACUUGUUAGGUUCGAGGGAUGCGAACGUUUGAUUGUAGUUAGAGAGGCUAUAAGGAACAACGACCGCUGGGUGGUUGUUGGAGAAGGUUGGCUGUGUACCGACCACACAAGAUUCUCUGAGGAUGAGUCUGAAUUACGCUGGUUUGACAUAGUCUAA